Nyctereutes procyonoides (raccoon dog) is the source of this 2876-nucleotide messenger RNA. It is a transcript of the gene CDIP1, whose product is annotated as cell death inducing p53 target 1. NCBI's taxonomy places the organism in Eukaryota, Metazoa, Chordata, Mammalia, Carnivora, Canidae. The record is from RefSeq and is a predicted model, not a curated record. Gene Ontology annotation, molecular function: zinc ion binding. Gene Ontology annotation, biological process: intrinsic apoptotic signaling pathway in response to DNA damage by p53 class mediator; tumor necrosis factor-mediated signaling pathway. The transcript is spliced from 7 exons. The coding region runs from base 418 to 1044 and encodes 208 amino acids.
CACUGUGGUCUCCCCGACCCGCGGAGUGCUCCUGAGGCGCGCGGACGGACUACAUCUCCCAGAGGCCUUUGGGCGGGCGGGGGGCGGUGUGCGCGCAAAGCCCCGCGGGGCUGAGGGUCUCGUCCUCCCGGCGCCCGGACCCCGGCCUGUCUUGGCGUCCGUUCGGCCUCGGGCGCCUGGCCUCCCGAGCUUCGUGCCGUCGAGGACCUUGGUGUCGUUGAACCCACGUCGUCGUCGAGCCUGGCUUUGGGCACUUGUUCGUGGGCGUGCGUUUCUGUUUUCCUCUAAAUGUACCCAGGAGGCUUCUCAACAGGUGUCAGAACAGCUCCCCAGAGCCCUGUGUGUCCACCCAGGCCAGCCGUGGAAGGAGCCUCCCCCUUCUGAGCACCUGGGAUUUGAGGUCCAGAAGCAGCAAAGAUGUCCAAUGAGCCACCCCCUCCAUAUCCUGGAGGCCCCACAGCCCCACUUCUGGAGGAGAAGAGCGGAGCCCCCCCUCCCCCAGGCCGCACCUCGCCAGCUGUGAUGCAGCCCCCUCCGGGCAUGUCCAUGCCCCCUGCAGACAUUGGCCCCCCACCCUAUGAGCCACCGGGUCACCCAAUGCCUCAGCCCGGCUUCAUCCCCCCCCAUGUGAAUGCAGAUGGCACCUACAUGUCUCCAGGUUUCUACCCUCCUCCAGGCCCCCACCCACCCAUGGGCUACUAUCCACCAGGGCCCUACCCACCGGGGCCGUACCCUGGCCCUGGGGGCCAUACUGCCACAGUCCUGGUUCCUUCAGGGGCUGCCACCACGGUGACAGUACUACAAGGAGAGAUCUUUGAGGGCGCCCCUGUACAGACGGUGUGUCCCCACUGCCAGCAGGCCAUCACCACCAAGAUCUCCUAUGAGAUCGGGCUGAUGAAUUUUGUGCUGGGCUUCUUCUGCUGCUUCAUGGGGUGUGACCUGGGCUGCUGCUUGAUCCCUUGUCUCAUCAACGACUUCAAGGAUGUGACGCACACAUGCCCCAGCUGCAAAGCCUACAUCUACACGUACAAGCGCCUGUGCUAACGGAGCCAGGACUGGACUCCCUGCUGUCAGUCUGGCCCCCUGUGCUUUUGCUCCCCUUGCUCAGUGGCUUGCUUCCCUGCUCCCACUUGGGGGUGGAAGCCGUCCCACCAGUCCCCUGGAAGUCUUGUCCUCUUUGGCUUGCCCUUCCCUGAGCAUCGGACUCUUCUGGCAAAAAUUCUGUUGGAUUUAAGGCCAAGGGUCAGCAGGUGGCAGGGGGAUAGCACAGAGCCUGUGUGUUGCUGGUUUGCUUGAUGUUUGUGAUCAGGACGAGAAGCUGGGAAGGGUCUCCUCACUCCAUUUCUGGACGGAGCAUAGAUUUGGUCCUAACUGUCCCUGGGACCAGAAGCAGUCAGAGCAGACCUGGGGCCUGCAGUGGGGCUGUACCUGUAGCCACAGUGAUUUCUCAUCUGCUGGGCCAAAAGUGGGAAAAUGGACCAAAGCAGGACAGGGUCCUCAGGCCUGGCUUUAUUUCUGGGGUGCUAGAGGUGGGUAUGAUGAUUAGAAGGAAUGACUCUGGCCCUCAGAACUCUAGAACUCUCAACACUCUAUCCAAGGGCCUGGGAGUCCCCUGGGUAAGGUAGAGCGAUCAGCACACCUGCAGAUCAUGGGCUGGGUGCUGAGGCCCUGGCUCGCCAAGAAGAGACUUGCCUCUGGCACCCCCUGCCCAGCUCCCUUUCUGGCCUGCCCUCUACAAACCCCCAUCUUGGCUAGGGCCAGGAGGAGUGCCCAGGAGCCUAGCCCAUCUGUCUGUACCAUGUCCUUGCUGUACCUACUGGGCGUCGGCAAGACCUUGCCCAGUGGCCGGUGUGUCCCAAAUAGGACUGGAGAGGACAGAGAGAAGGGGCCUCCUUGCAAGCACACACAGAUUUGUAGUGUGCUCUCCAUGUAUCCUCUUCCCAGCAAAUGCUGGGCCCUUUGCCCUUGCUGACUUGCUGUCACUGUGCUUGUUUCAACAGCAGGUACUGCAGCAGGAGCAGCUGUCAGGCACUGGACUGGGACAGGCUGGGGACAAGAAAGGAGCAGCCACAAGUGGCGGACGUGCCUUGGUGGACAUCUGCCCUGGGCCUGAGCCCACACUGUAUUUACUGAAUGGUUUGUCUGUGAACUUGCUUAUGUGGACCGCUGUAUCCUGCUGCCACCCCUCUCCUGGUUUCGCACUGCCACUGCAUGGCCUUCUGUCACUGUGAAUCAUGGCUGGUCUCAGUUUGUAGUUUCUCAUUAAAUUGGCCCUCUCACUCCCCUGCCCUGGGCCUCUCGCUCUCUUGCCUGGCUUCCUUCUUUGAGGGGAAAAAGGGAGGGGGGCUAGAAGUGGUCUAGGGGCUGGGGCUUGAGUCCUCAGGGUCUUCGUGCUUCUGCUAUACUGACUGCCCAGGGGUGACGCCAAAACCCAGUGUAGACCAGCCCCAGGUUCUAGCUGGGACCAGACUGGGGUAGGAGUUGACUUCAUUGCACUAUAAGGUUACCUUCCUAUCUCUGACACUGAUUUCACCCAUCUCCAUGCCAUGGUCUCUGCCCACACAAUCUGCAGGCUGGAGUCCCCCUGGCUUGAGCUCUGGGUCAUCCUACCCUGUAGGCAAAUACCCUUUUCCCCCUUAAGCCAGACACAGCCACUGGGGCUGGGGUUUCUGGUCUGAAAGCAGCCAGUCGGCCCCCCUGGUUCUGAGCCAGCUCCACCCCCAUCCUCAUCUGAACUGUGAAAAUGGGUAGGCUGGGUCAGCAGUAGGAAGACAAAGUUUUCCCUGCCAUUUAACCCUUUUCUGAAUAAAACUUUUGCAGAUCCUCAAUAUAUUAAACAAGAAACAGCUUCCUAUCAAUAAAAAUAUUUAAGUUUG